This is a messenger RNA of Onthophagus taurus, 1204 nucleotides long. The record is from RefSeq and is a predicted model, not a curated record. Lineage: Eukaryota; Metazoa; Arthropoda; Insecta; Coleoptera; Scarabaeidae.
UCGUAUUAAACUUUGUUCGUGCGUGAAAUGACCUUGAAAAAUACCAUUUGGCUUGUUUCACAAUAUUUUAGUUCAUAGAUGACGCGCCAAGCGCUGUUUGAGGAAUAAAAUAAAUUCACGACUCGGCUUCGGUUAGAACUGGUUAGAACCCGGGAUUCCCCUUUUGUCUCUAUGUGCGGUGUGAGUCUCAUUUGUUCAUUUCGCUUUUCUACCUUCCGUGCGUUGGUUGAUCUCGUCGGGUGUUUGUUGUUCGUGUUUUUCAGCAAUUUAUUUUCUUUCCAUUACGACCAGUCUUUUUAAAGACUUUUUAAGAAUUUGUUUCAUUUUACGCAAGGUAACUAGAUUUUAUACUGUUUUAUAAACUGUAAUUAUUUAAAAAAUAAAAUAAUUUGUUUAGAAAUAUGUUGUUUAGUUUGCUUAUUUAUUUUGUUUAUUAUUUUGUGUAGAUUGUUUUUUACAUUUUUUUUUUGAUAUUUAGUAUCAACUUUUGGUUUUAUAUCCAUGAAAAUGUUUUAGCGUAAAUUUUAGAAGUUUGUGUUGUGUAUGAAACCUGUAAGUAUUUUGUAGUACUAGUAGCUAUUAGGUAGGUACGUGCAUAAUAUACAAUCGCGAGCAAUAAGUUUUACUCAUCAACGUCGUCAUUAUAAGAAUACAAUUACAAUGAAACAAUGUUAAUGGUAAACUUUCUUGUUCGCUACUGUACCUGUUGUUCAAUGCUCAAUCAUUUGCUAAUUGUAAAAUUGAAUUGCAAGAUAUGGGUAACCGUAAGCAGACCAACAAAGGUUACAUUUCGCAAACGCGCAAACGUAAUCGAGCAGCUACUGCUCGGAAAAAGUUCCAUCUGGAGAAGUCUACAUCUGGAAGUAACAUGUAUUUGUUCGAGGAUUUACCUAAUCCUGGAUGUUUACCCGCUACCGCAACUGAAUGCGUUGAUAAAUAUGAAGAAAACAGGACUAUGUUGGACCCAGUUGAUAGAAGUGAAGACGAACGAGUGAAUGUGAAGACGUACGAGCGCAGGAAAAGGAUAACCGAACAUAUUGUCAAAGAUGCAGAAUAUCAGAGGUAAAUAAUAUCAUCUUAUACAGACUGUCCUGAAGUAUACAGGGGGCCAUUGAAAAAACUACUAUGCGUACUGCGACUGAUACAAGACCAUAAAAUAAAAAAAAAAGUAUUAUACACUAAGAUCCGAUAACUUUUUGAUUUC